AUGAAUACAGUAUUCUUAGGUGCUUCCAAAGGUAUUGGUUAUUUCACACUGUUAAAUUUACUUCAGAAUGAUAGAUCAACAAAAGCAAUUUGUUUACUUCGUAAACCUGAUUUAUUCAACGCCGAUGCUAGAUUGCAACCUUUCAUCGAAGAAGGAAGAAUCACAAUUGUUAAAGGUGAUGCUACCAACGAAGACGAUAUUAGAAAGUUGUUCCAAGGAGGUAAUGUUGAUUUGGUAGUUUCUUCAAUCGGUGGAGCACCAAAAAUUACUUGGACAGGAUUCAGUAUCGAUCAACCUCACUUGUGUACUCAUGGUUCAAUUGCUUUAUUGCAUGUUCUACAAUCGUUGAACCAACCUACACUCCCUCGGGUUAUCGUAAUUAGUUCAAUGGGUAUCGGAUCAGCUCACGACGAUAUGUAUACGUCAAUGAAGCUGUUGUAUCAUUAUACUCUAGAAGUACCACAUCAAGACAAAAUGUCCCUUGAAUACUUGUUCCAUAAGGCCUCCGUGUCUCUACCCAAUAUGGUAUCACCUAGAGAUAUUCCACCAAAAACUCUUUUAUCCCAAGAAAAUAUCGAUUCCAUCAAGGAGAAUUUCUUGCCAGAAGUCAUCAUCGUUAGACCAGCUGCUUUCUUCAGCUCAGAUGAGACUAUGGCUCCAAAAGAGAAAGUCAGAGUAGAGGAAAAAUUGAAGACUUAUUCCAUCAAAAGGACCGAAGUUGCUAGAUUUAUCGCCGAAGAUUGUAUUCCUGGAAAUCAAACUUGGGUAAACAAAUGUCCUGUUAUUGGAUAUUAG
This is a messenger RNA of Kwoniella shivajii, 795 nucleotides long. RefSeq lists its product as uncharacterized. Bases 1 to 795 code for a protein of 264 amino acids. Lineage: Eukaryota; Fungi; Basidiomycota; Tremellomycetes; Tremellales; Cryptococcaceae. The record is from RefSeq and is a predicted model, not a curated record. The transcript is spliced from 3 exons.